UGUUCGAUAGCUUUAGCCUGCAGUUGAUCGAUUUGCACGGCGUUGAUUACUCUUCCCUGAGUUAGCCAAGGGCCUUGCCCCGCAAUGCGAGUUUAGCUUACUAUUUAACAAUUCUUCAUAAUUUCAGACCACGCUAUCAAAAAUCAUGGCAGACGACGAGUUGGAAGCAAUUCGACGGCAAAGAAUGGCAGAACUCCAAGCAAAGCAUGGGGAUUCCUCAAAGAAUCAGCAAGGGGAGGAGGCCAAACAAAGGGAGGAAAUGAAGAACUCCAUAUUGUCCCAAGUUCUAGACCAAUCUGCUCGUGCCAGAUUGAACAGUCUUGCUUUGGUGAAGCCAGAGAAGGCCAAAAUGGUUGAGAAUUAUCUUAUUCAAAUGGCUCAGUAUGGAUCCUUAGCAGGAAAGAUUUCAGAUUCAGGCUUGAUCGAGAUCCUAGAAAAAGUCAGCAAGCAAACAGAGAAAAAGACAACAGUCAAAUUCAACAGGCGGAGGGUGGACUCAGACGAGGAAGACGAUUAGCGCACAGGUGGAGCCGUUGAAUGAACCAGGAAAUGAAGGGGACGGAUUUCAGUGGGACUCUGACCAGUGUGUUCCUGUUCUCAUCCUGGAAUGCCGCACUCGUUUCUGUGUGCCUCUGGAAAGACACACCCUGAGAGGAGAACAAAGAGAUGGAAUUGGAAAUGUAAUUGGGUGAAAGUCCAAAGACAUGUUGGUUACAUUUUUUUUUUUUUUUUUUUUUUUCAAAUACAGUGUGUCGGGUUGCGGUUUGAUUUCUCUUGUGGAAUUAUUGACAACAUGACUGCUCAGAUUUCAUGAUUCUUUUUCUUCAUCAUGGUUUUAAAUAUUCACCCACAAAAACUGGGGGAAAAAAAACAACAACAGAUGAUGCAUUUCAUGAUUACUUCUGUUAGAACUCUUUAUUCUCCCGGGGAUGCAGUGGAGUUUGGACUUGGAAAUAGUUUUGCAAAUAUGUAUCUUAAAUGUUUACAGAAAAUAAAAAAAAGGCCUUACAUUCAAAUAUUGAUCCAGCUGUGGACUUUCUGCAUUGCUUAGGUCACCCGAUCCACCUCGUUUGGCGUGAGAGGUGCAGUAUCUCAGUAACUAAAUUUGGGAUGUAUAAAUAACCAGCAUUAAGUUAUGCUCAUUCAUUUUCAUAAACGGUAAUAUUUAAGCCAAUUGCAUGUAAACAAA
This is a messenger RNA of Syngnathoides biaculeatus (alligator pipefish), 1189 nucleotides long. RefSeq names its product programmed cell death 5 (gene pdcd5). The transcript has 6 exons. Bases 146 to 517 code for a protein of 123 amino acids. Gene Ontology annotation, molecular function: DNA binding. NCBI's taxonomy places the organism in Eukaryota, Metazoa, Chordata, Actinopteri, Syngnathiformes, Syngnathidae. The record is from RefSeq and is a predicted model, not a curated record. Gene Ontology annotation, cellular component: nucleus; cytosol.